UGGUAGAUAAAACAAAUACAUUUUACAAAAAUACUAAACAGUAGAAUAUUUUUUAUCAUUCAAUUGAGUUUAAAGUAAAAUUUCAAAGCCAAAUUUCUGUUUUCAUCUUGUAUACUUAAUAAUAAUUAAGUCUAAAAUGUCUUUAGUCGAUAUUGAUUCUUGGCUAACCGAAUACGAGUCUUGCGAGAAAUUGAGUCACACAAUUCUUGCAAUAAUUGCGCGACGAGAACAAGAUCGCCCCGAAGGGUACCCCGCAUUUACCAAGAAGAUAACCUUAUAUCUCAACCAGUUUGAAAAGGAGUUGCAACAACUGAAACAAAAGCUAGAUGUCUCCUCCAGAAACAGAUCCAUCACCUUUGAGGAAACAGAAAGGCGCCAGCGACUCAUUGAGAUGUUGCAUUCAAAGCUUCAGCAGUCUCGAAGUAAAUUCACAUCGAGCACACGGGCAGAUUUACUGCCGUCAUCUUCAAGUUCAUAUUGGCAAGGUGACGAUGUCCCAAUCAUUGACACCAACAAUGAUUCAGUGGAACAGCUAAAACAGAGACAGAUUCAAAUAAUGGAGGAUCAAAAUCGAGGACUUGAUGCAUUGUCCAAAAGUAUUGCAAGGCAAAAGGAAUUGGCUUCAAUGUUGGGUCAAGAAGUCGAAGAACAUAAUGUAAUUCUGGACAAUUUAGCUGAUUCUAUGGAACGAGUCGAUAAUAGAGUUCACGCGGAGACUUCUAAUAUUGGUCUAGUUACUCAAACAGACAGUACCUGGGGCUACUGGUUGGUGAUACUUGCUCUCUUUGUUGCCAUUGUAAUUGUUGCACUUAUUUAAUAGAAUUAUUGUUAUUAUUUUCUGUCAUUUAUUUUACUAUCUUGUUGUUUUUUCCAAAGAUCAAAGCUACACAUUUAACACGUACUCGUGUAGAUUCAUGUGUAAUACAUAUUCUAAUUUUAUAUAAAACAAAUUUAUAUUUACAUAAAAAAGAA
Eupeodes corollae is the source of this 972-nucleotide messenger RNA. RefSeq names its product syntaxin-8. Gene Ontology annotation, biological process: intracellular protein transport; vesicle fusion. The coding region runs from base 137 to 817 and encodes 226 amino acids. Gene Ontology annotation, cellular component: endomembrane system; SNARE complex. The record is from RefSeq and is a predicted model, not a curated record. The transcript has 5 exons. Gene Ontology annotation, molecular function: SNARE binding; SNAP receptor activity. Lineage: Eukaryota; Metazoa; Arthropoda; Insecta; Diptera; Syrphidae.